GCAGAUUAGAACAUUUUUCAUUUUAACCUUGUUUCAAACAAAGAGUUUCUCUCACUGAUAAUAGUUAAGCUCAAUUCAAAAUGCCUAACAGAAAUAUUUACUAUUCAAAUAAAUAUUAUGAUGAUAAAUUCGAAUACAGGCAUGUCAUUGUUUCGAAAGAUGUUGCAAAACUUAUUCCCACUUCUCAUCUGAUGACUGAAAAUGAGUGGAGAAGUCUUGGUGUUCAGCAGAGUCAAGGAUGGAUUCAUUAUAUGAUACAUAAACCCGAGCCACAUAUUUUGCUUUUUCGAAGACCUCUGCAGGGACCUGCACCAAGUCAAGAGGAGCAGAUGUUUGAUGAUAACUAAAAGUGAUGUGAUUAAAUCAUCUUGUGAAUAGUGUACAGACUUUUUAAACAUUUCCUUUUUAAAAAAAAUACCGAUGUAUUGAGAAAUCUCUAGUAGUAAAUCUGCAAGAAUAGGAAAGGAUAAAAGUGUGAAUGUUUUUUUUCUUUUCUUUUUUUUUUAAAUGUUGGUACUAAUAUAGUGAUCUUACAUUAGCUCAGCUGUGGUACAAUUUUUACAUGCAUUCCUUGUAAUUGUAUUUUACUCUUUUAUUGUAAU
Molecule: messenger RNA, 602 nt
Organism: Uloborus diversus
Lineage: Eukaryota; Metazoa; Arthropoda; Arachnida; Araneae; Uloboridae
Gene: Cks30A
Product: cyclin-dependent kinases regulatory subunit-like
Exons: 3
Coding region: 81-347 (88 amino acids)
Biological process (GO): regulation of mitotic cell cycle
Cellular component (GO): SCF ubiquitin ligase complex; cyclin-dependent protein kinase holoenzyme complex
Molecular function (GO): ubiquitin binding; histone binding; cyclin-dependent protein serine/threonine kinase activator activity
Source: RefSeq, a predicted model, not a curated record